AUGGGUGUAUUUGACGAAGUUAAAUCAAAAAAUUUCUCGCUCUAUGGCCAAUGGCUUGGCAUCAUCUCUAUUAUCUUGUUGAUUGCGCUGGGUAUUGUUGGCUUCCUUAGCCAUGUUGUUUUCAGUAUUGUUGGAUGGGUUAUCGCUUUCAUUCUCGUCGUGGUAGAAAUUCCAUUAUGUAUGAAGUUUUGCCCAACAAGCCCUAAAUUUGAUGGCUUCAUUGCCUACUUUGAAAAUUGCUACUUCCGCGCUAUUUUAUACUUGGUAUUUGCUGUAGUCAUGUUCCUCUCAAAUUUGAUCAAUGUCGGACCUCUCAUCGCCUGUGGUGUUUCACUCUUGCUCGCUGCUAUUUGUUAUGGAAUUGCUGCUGUUACAGGCCAAGCAUUUGCCAGUUCAAAGAUUCUCGGCGGCACGGGUGUUGAUAACGUUGUAUAA
Molecule: messenger RNA, 435 nt
Organism: Mucor velutinosus
Lineage: Eukaryota; Fungi; Mucoromycota; Mucoromycetes; Mucorales; Mucoraceae
Product: ATP-binding cassette transporter snq2
Exons: 9
Coding region: 1-435 (144 amino acids)
Biological process (GO): vesicle-mediated transport
Cellular component (GO): membrane
Source: RefSeq, a predicted model, not a curated record